AUGGAAAUUGAAUCUUCAGAUGUGAUCCGUUUAAUACUUCAAUUUUUAAGAGAAAAUAAUCUUCCAAACACUUUUGCUGCUUUGCAAGAAGAAUCAACCAUUGCACUUAAUACUGUGGAUUCUAUUGAUUCAUUUACCAAUGAGAUUAUACAAGGGCACUGGGAUGUUGUAUUAAAAACAGUUUCUAAUCUCAAAAUACCACAAAAAAAAUUAAUUGAUCUAUAUGAACAGAUUGUUUUGGAACUGAUAGAAAUACGUGAAUUGGGUGCUGCAAGAACUUUAUUAAGACAAACUGAUCCAAUGCAACUGUUAAGAGAUCAUCAAUCUGAGCGUUAUCUACAUCUUGAACAUUUAUUAUCCAGAACUUGGUUUGAUCCUAAAGAGGCAUAUCCGCCCGAUAUGACCAAAGAAAAAAGACCCUUAUCUAGCGAAGUGACAGUGGUUCCACCGGCAAGACUUUUAUCAUUACUUGGACAAGCUUUAAAAUGGCAACAUAAUCAAGGUCUAUUACCACCAGAUACUGCUUUUGAUUUAUUUACGGGUUCUGCACCAACUGCAAAAGCGGAAGAUGAUGCUAUACCAACUAAAUGUUACAACACAAUUAAAUUUCCUAAGAAGCAACAUGUUGAAGCAGCAGCAUUUUCGCCUGAUGGACAAUAUUUGGUGACCGGUAGUAUGGAUGGGUUUAUUGAAAUUUGGAAUUAUUUAACUGGCAAAUUAAGAAAAGAUUUCAAAUAUCAAGUGGAGGAUAAUCAAAUGAUUAUGGAAGAUCCUGUAUUAUGUCUUAAUUUUAGUAAAGAUUGUGAAAUGUUAGUUUCUGGUGCACAAGAUGGUACAAUUAAGGUUUGGAAAAUUUCUACAGGUCAAUGUACUAGAAGAUUUUCACCUGCUCAUAGUCAAGGUGUCACAUCGGCAUGUUUUAAUCGUGAUGGAAGCCAAACAUUGAAAGAAUUUCGUGGGCAUUCAUCAUUUGUUAACAGUGCACUGUUUUCUUAUGACAUGUCAAGAGUUAUAAGUGCUAGUAGUGAUGGUACAAUUUGGGAUAGUAAGUCAACGGAUUGUUUGCACACCAUUACACCAUAUGGUAGUAAAUCUGAACCCGGUGCAACUAUUUCAGGAGGUAAAACCGUGAAUUGCGUUGUUCAAAUGCCAAAAAAUAUGGAUCAAAUCCUAGUAUGUAAUAGAAGCACCACAGUAUAUUUAAUGAAUUUGAGAGGUCAGAUAAUAAAAUCGUUUACUUCUGAUAAGAAAUCUGGAGGAGAUUUUAUUAGUUGCACAGUGUCACCCCAAGGAGACUUUAUCUAUUGUGUUGGUGAAGAUUCUCAUUUAUAUUCUUUCAGUAUACAAUCUGGCAAGCUAAUUUCAUCAUUGAAGUUGUCAGAAGCAGAAAUUAUUGGAUUAAUUCAUCAUCCAUUUUCUAAUAUUUUGGCUACUUAUGCUGAUGAUGGUGUUAUCUCACUGUGGAAACCGUAA
Entrophospora sp. SA101 is the source of this 1473-nucleotide messenger RNA. Lineage: Eukaryota; Fungi; Glomeromycota; Glomeromycetes; Entrophosporales; Entrophosporaceae. The record is from the annotation of a GenBank genome assembly.